UUAUAGCUAGGUGGACGGAUGUUCAAGCCGUCGACAGAGGUCCACAGAAGUAACAGUUGUGUAUACAUGUUGGAUUUAUUCCCUCCUGCAAGAAGUGUUGGUGAGUUCAAUCGGAGCACAAGUAGAUGUGGUCAUGUGUGUGUGAGAGAGGGGCCGUAGUGACGAAACCCACUUAACACAUAAGUGUGUGAGCGAGCGCCAAGUUUACGGCGUGAAGUAGAGGUUGGAAUUUUCCAUUUUGACAGAAUGGAAACGGGACCUACAGGUGACAAUGACUAAAAGCAAGGUACAGGCUUGCAGAAGGUGUGCUUUGACGCACAGCAGGAUCGUGCCACGGAUAUCUCACAAUGGGAGAAGUAGAGCUAUGCAGUCUCUCACACGUGUGGGAAUUAGAAGAACGUAAAUAUGUUGCGCGUGUGUUCCUUUUAACACGUUCUCGCUGGCAGAUGAACAUUAAAAUGCCGCACGUGAGGUCCUCAGCCAGUCCUGCGAAAAUGCAGACCAAGAUGAGCGCCUGGACACCCCUCAACCACCCACAGUCCAACUACAAGGUUUUUGAAGAGAGACGAAGCCUUCUGUCAAAGUGGUUUGACAGGUGGUCUGACAAGCAGAAGCGGUUGGUGCUGCAUGACUUUGUCAAGAGCUGCUCAAAGGAGCAGCUACGCUUUGUGGAGGCCUGCGUGAGUCAACAGCUGCCCCUGCGGGCCGCUGACUUCACGUGCUUGCUGCCGAGGGCCAUCUGCCUCUACAUCUUCUCCUUCCUGGACCCACGCAGCCUCUGUCGCUGUGCACGGGUGAGUUGGCGCUGGAAAAGCAUUGUGGACCUGGACCAGCUGUGGAUGCCCAAGUGUCUGAGACUCGGCUGGAUCAUCAGCUUCUCCCCCACCGUGUUUGAGCAGGGCGUGUGGAAGAGACACUACAUCAACACUGUGCAAGAGAUACUGCUUGCUGGCCCCACCAGAAAGGCCGCCAUGUCCCAGCAGCGGACGGCGAGUCCAGAUGAAGUAAGAGUCAGCAGUCGAUCUGAGGACAUGACACAAGGGCUCUCCAUAAGUGGGGGUCUUCAAGUAUCUACUAAUCGGCAAGUUGGAGGGGUGUGCAGGAGCAGAUUGAGAAAAGACAACCAUCCCCUUGUGCUUCCGCCUUGGAGAGACUCUGACAGGGCUCCCAAGGACACGGUCCGCUUCAACUACCUGGACAACUUGGAGGCUGUUGGACAAGCCAGUGCAGCGCAGAACAAGAACAGAGUGACCGCUUGCACUAGUAAAACGGAGAAGCCAGACAAUGAGAGACGGAAAACGCUAUCCGAGAUGAGUUACAAACUACGCAAAGCUAAAUCACUGAUGUUCCUCACGUCAAACAGCAGACCCCACCAUCCUGUUCCUCUCCCUCCUCCUCCUCUUCCUCGUCAGACCCAAUCUCGCCCCCAUUGGGCGUCUGUCAGUUACAGCUACCCCACCACCAAGGAGGAGGGAGAGAUCCUGCUGGGGGACGCCCAGUGGAAUGCUGGGAAACGUCCAGGUCCGGUGAGGACGGCCGUACCUAGACUGAGCGUGGAGGCCCUUAGGGCGUCCCGCCGCUCGAACAGGAGCCUACCCAGUGUGCCACUGUUCGAUUUUGAGCCUUGGACUCUCCCAGUGUCCUUCACACAAUACGUGGACUAAUACACUUCGCCACCUGCAGGCACACUAGGAAUGUGCAGCGGAUAUUUUUACAGGGUUUGUAAAUCUAUAAA
This is a messenger RNA of Syngnathoides biaculeatus (alligator pipefish), 1735 nucleotides long. It is a transcript of the gene fbxo16, whose product is annotated as F-box protein 16. Gene Ontology annotation, molecular function: protein binding. The record is from RefSeq and is a predicted model, not a curated record. The transcript has 8 exons. The coding region runs from base 348 to 1664 and encodes 438 amino acids. Lineage: Eukaryota; Metazoa; Chordata; Actinopteri; Syngnathiformes; Syngnathidae.